Messenger RNA from Symbiodinium pilosum, 1380 nucleotides. The record is from the annotation of a GenBank genome assembly. NCBI's taxonomy places the organism in Eukaryota, Dinophyceae, Suessiales, Symbiodiniaceae.
AUGGCUUCCUCCGGUGAAGACCUGCUUGAAGCAAACUGGGGUGGUUUGCUUGACGAAGCUGCAGUACACACCCAGACGUUAUCCCAACUCACCGACGAAGCUGUUCAAGCCUGCCCGAGCUCGGACGAAUCUUCUGCUCAUGAUGCAGUGCCUGUUUGCGAGAGUAGCGAGUCAGAAGGCCCCAUGCCAACACAGUCGUGGAGCCUCAAACCUGCAUCGCCCUGGUGGGCGUAUAGGUUGGUGCACCUUACCAGGCAGUACUCUCGUGAGGAAAUUCGCCGUCCUGUGAACAUCAUUUCCGGUUGUGCUGGAGUCUCGGCGGAAAGUUUCGUGUUCAAGGCCCUGAACAUUCCCUUCAACCUCAUGUCUGCUUCGGACCCAGCGGCGCAUUGUCGCGCCUUCGCAGAUGAAAACCUGACAAAUCAUCAGGCAACACAUUGGUUCGCAGGCAUUAAGCAGCAGGCUGAAGGAACUGCGUGCCUUCGGCACCCGUACGCGGAACGCUGCCAAGGAUCCCCAGUACAAGCAGACGUGGCCCUAUUAGGGUCACCGUGCCACCCCUUUUCAAGUCAGAGGAGCACUCGUUGGACCAAGGGAUCCGUUGAAGGGCAUCCUGAGUUUGACAUCAGCAUGAGCCAGAGCUUGAAAUGGAUCAAGGCCUUUCUUCCAGGAGUCUUGAUAUAUGAACAGGUCAUGGGUUUCACACAACCAUUCUUCGAGAAGGGUUCUGAGACUCCGCUUCUGCGGUUCAAACAGCUACUGUUAUCUCAACGAGAUAUUCAGCCUGGAUACUGGCUUGUGACGCUGAAGCUGGACAUGAAGAUCUGGCUCCCCAUCGCGCGGCCCAGGCUGUACCUGGUGUUCCUGAACAAGGGCAAGUACACGAAGGACCAAGCGAAGACAUUCAAGGACAUCGUGGAGGACAUCUGCGCGCGCCAACAGCAGCUGCCAGCUCGCACUCUGGCGGAUACGCUUUUGGCCGCGGAUGAUGCCUUGGUACAGCAAGGGUUGCAGAGGAAAUCUUCCAAGGAGCUCUCUGGGCUGCACCUCCAACCAGCGCGUGCAGGGAGGUGGCAGGAGGACAGCGCGAAGUGGCGCGCAGAGCUAGGCGUGCUGCGCACCUAUCAUCCAUAUACCCAAACGCUUGACUUGCAGAAGGCAGGCCUGGGUACUGUGGGGUGCAAGCGGACACUUGAUCUACUGGACUGCGUAACACUAGCUGCUGCCAAGAAAGCUCGCACAACGGUGAAGAGGGUAGAGCAGCUUCUUUCGGAAACACUCGUUGAUGUGUCACAGAGUCAUGAUCGGCGGCCCCUUCCUAAACUGGAAGGGCCCAAUAGAUGCCUCACAACCAGCAACGCAGAUUGCUGUGCCCAGUAG